AUUCAAAGCUUUCCAACAGCGAGUAAUUGAAUUCAUUGUUGGAAAGCUUUGAACAAGGAAAACAAUAGCUGUCAAAUAAAUCUUGAAAAUUUGGCGGGCUGUGUAAUUCAUGUUUUCUCUAUUUUUGUAUACAUUAAUUUUAUUAAAUAAUUUAUUAUAUAUCCAUUUACUGUUGAUUAUUAUUUUAUUUAUCGAAAAUGGAUCCACAAAAACUGUUGAAGAAAAAACGAAAAGCUAUUGAAGAGAAAAAUGAAAUUGCGCUUUGCUCUGCGUGUACCGAUUUAGCUAAUUUUUACAUGAAUGAAGAAAACUUUCACAAAGCCAUAAACGAAUUCGAAAUUCUUGGUAAAAUUUACAAAAAACAGAAGAAAAUGCUGGACUUUGCUACAGUAAAUCGAGGAAUAGGGGAGGCUUAUAUGCUUUUGACAAAUUAUGAGAAAGCAAUAGAAUAUCAAAAGAUCUAUCUGGGACUAUCUAAACAACAGGAGAAUAAAUUAGAAGAGCAGAGAGCAUUAGCUACACUUGGCCAUACUUAUUUAACAAAGUAUAUUGCUGACAAGCAGAAUAAAAAUGAUUUAAUUGUUGCUCACAAAUAUACCGUGAGAAGCUUAGAAGUUUGUGAAAGCCUUACAGAUAUAAAAAAAUUUGACAUGGUGGAUAUGACUGCAAGGCUAUAUAAUAAUCUAGGGGUAAUCCAUGAGUAUCAGGGUAAUCAUGAGAAGAGCAAGGAGCUAUUCAAUAAAGCUAUCGUUUUGUGUAAGGCGAAUGAUGUCUAUGAAUCACUGCAUCAAGCUUACAAUUCUUUGGCUACCCUUUUAGAAAGAAGAGGAGAAUAUAACAGUGCUAUCCAGAAUUUUAAUGUGGCAAUUGAAACAGCAAAAAAACUGAAAGAUAAAGUUUCUGCCUUACAUGAUUGCUUAGUAUCAAAAGCUACAAUAUUAUUAAAAUUGGGCGACUUACAGGCAGCAAAAAAAAGUUUACAUAAAGCUUACAAAUUGAAAUUGCCAACUAAAACAAGAGAAGAAGUAGGGAAAAAAUUGAAAACUGUUGUGAGAUUAUAUAGAAAAGAGAAAGAGAUGAUUUCUAAAUCAUAUUCGGGAAUUGAAUUACAAAAAUUCUAUGAAAAAAUGGGAGAUGGCUUUAGCGCAUUGAAUUGUUUCGAUAAGGCUUUGGAGUAUUAUCAUAAAAUGCUAGAAAUUGCAGAAAGUACAAAGACAAAUUUGUCUUUGUGCUACUAUAGUAUUGCUGCAACAUAUAGAGAUGAUGAGCAAUAUGAUAAAGCUGUUGAAUUUUUUGAGAAAGAAUAUGUUUUGUGUGAUUUCAAGAAAGGUUUGGAUACCUUAUGUGAGAUAGCAGAUACUAAAGAGAGUGGUGGUAGGCCUUCAUCCGACAUCAUUGAAGUAUAUGAAAGAGCCAUACAAAAGUGUAAGGCAGCUAACAACCAGAGAGAAGAAGGCAGGAUGCUUGGUAGAUUAGUAAACUAUUUAGAAAGAUCAGGAGAGUCAGAAAAGCUUCACGAAUAUAAAAGACGAUUUGAUGAGAGCGAGUUUGAAUCUUCAGAUUCAGAAGGGCCCACACAAGAAUCCGAGGAGAAUAGCGAGGAAGAUAUUUCAUUGGAUAAUUUAACAGAUGAAUCUGAGGGCAGUGAAUCGGAGAGUCCGAGCAGAAAAAGAAGACCUAAAACAUUUCAAGUCAGGAGAAAUUUGAGAGGGGAGACUCAGCUCCAUACAGCUUGUAUAUCGGGGAAGACUAAUGUUGUACGACAUCUUUUGGAUCAAGGGCAUCCUGUCAACAUCAGGGACAACGGAGGUUGGCUUCCCCUUCAUGAUGCCUGCAUUUCUGGCCAUUAUGAUGUUGUGGAACUAUUGCUAGAUAAAGGUGCUUCGGUGAACGAUCGAGGCGGAACACAUUGCAACGGAACAACUCCUCUGCAUGAUGCUGCAGUCAAUGGUCACUUGGAAAUAAUGGAACUUUUGCUUGAUCGCGGUGCAUCAGCCUUGGCAAAAACCGAUGAGGGCGAAACACCUUACCACUACCUCAAAAAAGCCUCUAUAGAGCUUCAGUUCGACGAAGAGCAGAAAAAAAUAUUUGAGAGGCUGUUGGAGAGGAUGAGCGUUAUUCUAGAUAAAGCUGGCCAAAGCAAAGAGAUUAAUACAAGUAUAAAAAAUAAGGCUUUUGUGAACGGACAGAGAGAUCAACUCGAACUAAGUGCUAGAAGGAGGAGCGCACCAGAAUUUGUUGGAGACACAGAGGUCCCUCAAAAAAGAAGGUCAUCAAAUUCUAGAAAAUCAAUUGAUAACACCAGCAGCGAUGAUGAUAUCGAUAAAAUAACACUUUCAAGAAGAUCUGCACCGAAAACUCAGGCCACAAAUGAGUACAAAAGAGUGAUGGAUAACUUGAGAAAUAAGUCCUGCGAUUCUGCCUUCACUAACGCAGAAAGUACAUCUUCCAAACGAACUGCGUAUGUUAUGGACGAAGAUAAUGUAGGCGAUGAUUGGCUUGAAGAUGACAUGAAGGAUGUGAGGACAAGCAAAAAACGAAAGAUGGGUUUUGCCGAGGGAUUAAUCAACUCUUCCAAAACAAGAAACAGCCAGCCUUUGAAAAGAUUUAAUUCUUUCGAAACUGUCAGUUCGAAAAGUAGUAAAUCAUCACAUAAAAGCUUGACUAAGUCUCCAGGUAAAAGUAAGAAUCUCAGCUCAAAUGAAAAUGAUACAGGAGAUGUGGGUGUAGAAGAAGCCGAUAAUCUCAAUGCAAUGGAACAACUAGUUUUCGAUCCUGUUUAUAUUGACGAUGAUUCCGACUGCGAUUUCGUCGAACCACAAAAUUCUAGAAGGAAACAACAGAGCUCUUUACUGGAUGCUGGUUUUGCCAGGAGUAUGGUAUCAUCCGAUAAGUUUAAGAGGAGUGGUUCCUUUUCUCAGAAAAGAAGCCUUCAGCCUAAAAUCACACAUUUUGGAAGUACAACCCCUACAAAAGUGACACAAGGCUCCCACAGAUUAUCGUCAUCUCCGAGAAAAUGGAGUCAAACAUCACCUAACAAAUCAUCGUUGAUCGAUGAAGAUCCCAUGCUGGCUAUGGAUGUGAACAUCGAGGGUAGGCCUUUUAGGGUCACAACAAGGAUGUCGAUGAAGGAGCAGUUAACUGUUAAAUGGUUGGCAUUGGAAGCCGCUAGGAGAUACGCAAAAAAAGAAUAUGUAGAACCAGUGUUGGAAUUAACGACACAAAGUGGGGCGGAGCUAGUUGAUGAUGAUACCAUAGGAACUUUAUUCAUUACGGACUGUCAAGUGGUGGAAGUGAAUGCUAAGGUGUUGAAAUGGAACCUACCACCUAUUCAAGAAAGGUAUAAGGAGGCAUGUUCUGAUAUGAGCACAAAACCACUGGAUUCAGUUUGUCUAAAUUUGGAAGCACUAACGAUAUCUCUAGACAUAAGCAAUAUAGGAUUACAUCCAGCAUCCAUGGCCCCUUUAUGCAAAUCACUUCUCAGGGAAAACAGAUUGUUGGAAUUAGAUCUAUCUAACAACUUCCUUACUUUGGAUUGCGUCAAACUGCUAGUUACCAGUUUAUUGACGUUAGAGAACCUUACCAAGUUGAAUUUGAGUUGCACCAAUUUGCAUGCCGAAGAAAUCAGAUACCUCUCUAACAUGUUUUCGAAUUCUCCUGUAGAUAUUCUAACGAAGAUGUAUCAUCUGAACUUGAGCGAAAAUUUUAUCGGUGAUGAGAGUUUGCAAGAUGUAGCUUCGAUAACCAGGCAUUUGAAACUUAAAGAACUCGAUUUGGCACUUUUGAACUUUACAGAGGAUGUUUUCAAGAAGUCCUAUAACAGGAAUACCAUCUUCGAUCUUAGUAAUUUGGAAUAUUGCAAUUUGAGUGGCAACAAUUUGGGAAAUACAGCUUUGUUGGAAAUAUUGUCGUUUAUUGAUGGUAAUCGAUUGAGUCACUUGGAUGUAUCUGAUAAUAAAACGUCAGAGGGUUUUUUAACUUCGCUUAUUGAUUGCUUGAACAAAAGAGCGGCUAGGUUCAGUUUUGACUAUUUGAACCUUGCAAGAUGUUCUGUUGCAGAUACAGAGAUUUUCAGCUUAUUAAGGUAUUGUGAUAGUUUGAAGACCCUAAAUAUAUCGUACACUAAUGUGACCUCCUUAACCCUUAGAAGAAUUUUGGAGAGUAAUUUUGUAAAAAAUAUAAUUAUUUUGGAAUGUGAGAAUAUCGAUAAAUACUUGGAAGAUAUUGAUGAUCUCUGGAAUCUCGGUGAUUAUCUAUAUGGGCAGAGAACUCUCAAGAUAACAUGUGAUAAGGAUAAAUUCCACAUUUUCAUAAAGCUGUGGAAUGCAAAAUACUGUGAUAAAGUUACUAUCGAUGCAAUGGGUAACUUAUUGAUUUUGAAAUGAUUAUUUGUUAUACAAAGGAACUUUUAUUUUUUAUAUAAAAUAUGUACAAAUUAUGUUACAUUUAAUCGAAAAAGAAAUUGUAAAUAAAUGUAAAUAUUGUUUUAAGUCGUUUCUUUAAUAUCAAUUGUGAAAUGCUACCCCUAAAAGUUGAGCACAUCAAGAUAAAUUGUGCUUAACAACAAGAUUAUGAAAUGUAUUUUAUUGCUUUUUGGGGAAGUGUAACAUCCAAGAAUAAUUGUUAAGAUACAUGGGGAUGGAUCAAUAAAUGUUGGUCUUUAUUUUUAAAAAUUUCAAAUUUCCAUAGAAUGAAAAAAAAUAACUAUAAAUUAGUAUUCAGGAUAAAAAUAAAUUAAUGAAAUGAAUGAUCUUUGUUUCAAAAUAGCUUAAUUCAAAGAGAGCUCUUGAUUAGAUAUACAAGGUGUUAAUAAAAAACUGCAAUGUUGAGGGAUGAAUUUUUGUCGAAAAAUAUAACGUC
Messenger RNA from Harmonia axyridis, 4860 nucleotides. Its product is annotated as tonsoku-like protein. Lineage: Eukaryota; Metazoa; Arthropoda; Insecta; Coleoptera; Coccinellidae. Bases 198 to 4385 code for a protein of 1395 amino acids. The transcript has 15 exons. The record is from RefSeq and is a predicted model, not a curated record. Gene Ontology annotation, molecular function: protein binding.